AUGUGGCCAAACUUUGAAAGAAGGUUCUUCAGUAACAAAGAAGCUGCUUUUUUCCCCUACUAUUUGGAUAUCAAAACAUCAGGGACUGGCUGCGUGAAGAUUCAGAAAAUAGAAUGUGAUAACUGCAAAAUAGAAACGGAGAAGGGGACUAGUGUCUUGCAGUCAAUAAAGAGCCAUAAAAUUGAUAUACGGACAAACGGUGGCAAAGUAAUUGGUCUUGGAACACUUUAUGGGAAUACAGAUAUUCGUGCGACAGAGAAGGGUAGUGUGAAUAUAGAGAAGCUUCAGGGGACAUCCAUCAACAUAUCUACUGAAGAUGGGCUGCUGAAAACUAAGUAUCUCUAUGCAGAAUCAUCAUCUUUGUCUUCAGUGGCUGGUGAUAUUCUGCUGGGAAGUAUUCAUGGUAACACCAGCCUUCAGACCAAAACAGGGAGUAUCACAGUAGAUUCAUCAGAUGGAAGUCUAAAAGCUUCUACGCAUCAUGGGACAAUAGAUGUUUAUGUCAGUCAAUUGAGAAAAGUGGAUCUGAAAUCCCAGAAAGGUUCUAUUACAGUCAAGGUACCUGCCUCUCUCAAAGCCUAUUUACAGUUGUCUGGAAGAAAAGUGGAUGUGAGUUCAGAGAUCCAGUUAAAAGAAACACAGAGUGCCUCCAAAGAUGAUCACGUAACUAUAAGUGGUCACAUGAAUCAGAAGAAUGAAACAGACAAAUGGAUUAAGGCUGACACGCAAAAUGGCAAAGUGUGUCUUAAAAGCCAAAGCUGGAUCCAGUCUGUCAAGCUGAAGAGUUCUUAAAAGUGAAAUAGGCCAAAGAGAUUAAAUCAAGAAAUUGUAAAGGAACAUUUCUGUAAAAUUAUGAAACUUUAUUAAUGCAUAUUCUUAAUAUAAGAGAGAAACGAUAUUAAAAAUGAGGGCGUUUUAACCCAGGAUUUGCUCGUGACAGUGGCUGGUGCUUAACAGGUCUCAUUUACUUUUAGUGCCUUUUAGGAACGACAAGAUCUUACAUAUUUAGAAUUUGUUUAACUUGACCCACUUACCUUGUCAGUUUAAAAGCUGCUAACUUUCAAACAAAAGUUUGGAGUCGUCAUUUAAAAAUAAAAAGUAUUUUCCACAUUUGGUAUUUGAAAAUUUACUUCCAAGAUGACAUGCUCUGCAAGCUAUUUUAUAUUUUUAAUUUAAAUGUCUCAGUACUGUGGGAAUUCUACUGGUUUAUGCAAAAUGUAGAGGAUUUUCCUCAGCCAAAUGAUUUGUAUCGUGGAUAGGAUAAAACCACUUUCAGAACUGUAGUUCUUAUCUGGUCUUCUCGUUUGGUGUUGGUCCCCUAAGCAGCUCCUGCCUUGUCAAUGGGUACUCUAUGUGUAAAGCUACUGACACGAAAUGACAGAACUUGCUCUGUGUCAUCCUGAACCACUUACUUGUGGACAGAAAUAAAAACGCUAGCUAUGUCUACCACUGUUUGUCUGCAAAGAAAAGCUUUAAAAAUAAAUACUCAAAAGUGCAAAGGGUCUGUCUGAUUUCAGGGAGGAACACUCCACCAACCGGCCUUCAGAUAAGAGUCACAUGAGCAUUCCCCUAAAGUAAAAGCUACCAAAGAAUGGAGGUCUUGGCCUAAUGAAUGAGAACUUCAAUCUGUUUAUUUGCUACAUUUCCAGUGACUUACCGUCAGCCUUGCAUGACGGGACUGUGAGCUCUUUGGGGCAGAAAGGCAGAGGGAGGCGAGGGAAAUGUGUAAGCGCUGCGCAAGGGCAUAUGUGACUUUUGGGGAGGAUUUUGUGUUAACACAAUACAAAGACACAGUAAAAUGAAUGGAGCUUUUAAAAAACUUUCCAUAUAUAUAUAUAUCUACCCUUAUAAAAUAAGGAUGGAAAUUUGUGUUUUAAAACUGAAAUGUAAGAACUCCUGCCAACUAAGUGGACGCAAGUUCAGAGCGUCAGAUCAGGUUUUAAGUUGUGUAUAUAUGUGUUACAUACUUAUCAUAAUGGUACAUUAUGAAAUUAACUUCUUUUCCCACAGGAUUCCCCAAGAGGUGUAAUUGCCCCUGCCUAAUGCACUUCAGUAGUCAAGGGCAGCAAUUUUACUAUAAUUCAGGGUGGUUAAAAACUCCGCAUUCUGUUUGCCAUUGUGUGUACUGUUUGUUUGGGUGAGGUGGAUACUU
This is a messenger RNA of Egretta garzetta (little egret), 2152 nucleotides long. It is a transcript of the gene FAM185A, whose product is annotated as family with sequence similarity 185 member A. The transcript is spliced from 8 exons. NCBI's taxonomy places the organism in Eukaryota, Metazoa, Chordata, Aves, Pelecaniformes, Ardeidae. The coding region runs from base 1 to 792 and encodes 263 amino acids. The record is from RefSeq and is a predicted model, not a curated record.